This is a messenger RNA of Polistes canadensis, 2630 nucleotides long. Its product is annotated as bestrophin-4-like. Gene Ontology annotation, molecular function: chloride channel activity. The record is from RefSeq and is a predicted model, not a curated record. The coding region runs from base 453 to 2519 and encodes 688 amino acids. The transcript is spliced from 12 exons. NCBI's taxonomy places the organism in Eukaryota, Metazoa, Arthropoda, Insecta, Hymenoptera, Vespidae.
GAAAAUAAUUUGUUAAUUAUAUAACUGAGCAAGGAUCAAUUAAAGUAUUCUAUGUCUACAGAUUUUCUUUCUACGUGGGUAUGAACGGUGCAGGAUGUACCGUCUGUGGUCAUAGCAUGAUUGCUACACGAUAUAUUUUCGAUGUUUCGAGAAAAUGCGAUACAUUUGCAAAUGAUAAAGGGUAGCCUACCGAUACGAUUUAAUAACGAUAAAAUGGCAGAACUGUACAUUACUUUACUAAUAGUUAGCACCGAAAUAUUCUUGUGCACUAUGCUCAAUUAUAACGAUUGUCGAUUAUUAUGGUUGAAUUCCUAACGGUGUAAAUGUCAAAAUCUUAAAAUACCGAAUAGUUAAAGUUUAAGUAUAAUCGUAAAGGGGUAUGAAUAACUAUACGCAAAAUAAAAGGGAGUAUUUGAUAGUGAGUAGACGAGAUUUUUCUAAAUGGAUAAAAAAUGACCGUUUCUUAUCAAUACGAAGUUGCCAGCUCCACGAGCGGUGGAUUUACCAGACUUUUGCUUAUGUGGAGGGGUUCCCUCUACAAACUAAUUUACAGAGAACUUCUACUCUUUUUGAUUAUGUUUGCAUCGCUAUCGGCUAUUUAUCGUUAUGCAUUGAUCGAUGCACAAAAAAGGGAAUUUGAGAAAUUAGUAAUUUAUUGUGACACAUUCAUCAAUCUGAUUCCACUUAGUUUCGUACUAGGAUUUUACGUGUCUCACGUAGCUGACAGAUGGUGGAAACAAUACAACGCGAUACCUUGGCCGGAUAAGGUUAUGCAUCUAGUUGCGCUUUACGUUAGCGGAGAUGAUGAAUAUGGUCGAAUGUUGCGGAGAAGUCUCAUGAGAUAUUUAAAUCUUUCUCUCAUACUUGUAUUACGUUCCAUUAGUUCGGCUGUUAAAAGACGCUUUCCAACUCUCGAUCACGUGGUAGAUUCCGGUUUCAUGACUUCCUUGGAAUUGGAUUUAUUUCAAUCGGUACCAAGUCUCGAAUUCAAUACUUACUGGAUUCCGUGUACGUGGUUUAUUAACCUGUUGAAGGAAGCACGUCGAAAUCAUCGAUUGCCCGAUCCCCAAGGUUUAAAACUUAUUAUGGAGGAAUUCAAUGAUUUUCGUUCGAAAUGUGGACUCUUAUGGAGUUACGACUGGGUUUCCAUUCCUUUGGUUUACACGCAAGUUGUGACACUUGCAACGUACAGUUUCUUUGCCGUUGCACUUGUCGGUCGUCAACACAUUGAGGGAAAUGAAAAACAGUUUCAAUUAAAAAUCGACAAGUAUUGUCCUAUAUUUACGAUACUGCAAUUUUUUUUCUUCAUGGGUUUAUUAAAGGUAGCUGAACAAUUGAUUAAUCCAUUCGGCGACGAUGACGAGGAUUUCGAAUUGAAUUGGCUUAUCGAUCGUCAUGUCAAGGUGUCAUAUUUGGGAGUAGACACUUUAAUGAAUCGGUGUCCGCCUCUGGUAAAAGACAUGUACUUUGAUGCGGAAAAUCUUAUUUUACCAUACACCGAAGCAGCAGCAGCGUACAAGAGGAAGACCUAUCGUGGCAGCGUAGCAGAUAUGCCGGUGCCAGAAGAAAAGCAAACAAUGUUCUUACCAGGAAUAGUAGAAGAAGAUGAAGAACAUAGAGGCACACCACGUACGUCCAGCGCUAGUUUAGCGAUACGCACUGAUAGUCCAAUGACUGAAAAGCGCCAGAUCAGCGGGUCCCCUCAAACAACUCCACCGAUGGAUCGUAAUGAUAGUGAAACGGUUCUUCAGUUAGAUAAUCAAGAACAACAAGGGGAAAUUGAGCAAGGUGAGCCACAACGUCGGCGUUUGACCGGUGCUAUAAAAAAAUUUUCAACAAUGGCUAGGCAUGGAACUCCUCGAAUCGACUCGAAUCGAAAGCCUUUCUUUCCAUUAACAAAGGCUUCGAAGAUAUGGUUGCAACCUUGGCCGAGUGCCACUAAUUUAUCACGAACAAAUCGUUCUCGUGAGACCGAUACACCCGCGGUAUUUACUGCACCGCAAAUAUUAUGCGUUCCACCGAUUUCGGAUGUUUCAUUAAGCACUGAUGAAUCUAAGGAUGAAGAAAAUCGUAAAGGAUUUUCCAAUAAUGCUUUUUUCCACGAGAAUGUUGAUGAUCGGUAUAUCGAGGACCAAGACGAUGAUACCGCGGAAAAUGUAAAAGACGUUGAUCGAUUCGAACGUCUUGUUUCAACGGAUACUGCAGAAUCUUCGGAUGCACAAAUAGAAGAAAUAGACCUACCAAAUUUCAGAGAAACCAUUGAAAGUUAUCCUAAGCAUCUUCUUCAAAGACAUUCUUCAAGCGGGUCCAGUGACAAGAAGGGUGUUCACUGGAAAGUGGACGAAAGAAGACCUUCGUUGUUGGCUCGUCGGAAAACCGUCCAUAAUGUGCCAACUUCUCUGCAGAUCAUUAUACCUCAAGCAAGGAGUUCACCGAACUUAACUAAUAUAGAAGUUGAAGUAAAACAGCCGGAUAAACUCGAUCCUUCUGAUGGAUCUGAACAAGAUUCCAAACUUUAAACAAUUACAUAUAUUACAAUUCUAUCUUGACCGGUUGUUUUUAUUUCCAUAAUUAUAUAUCUUCUGCGCUAUUUCAUUACUGAUUUAAAAUAAGCUGAGCAUUAAUAUUAA